This is a messenger RNA of Xyrauchen texanus (razorback sucker), 1666 nucleotides long. Its product is annotated as inositol 1,4,5-trisphosphate receptor type 1-like. Gene Ontology annotation, biological process: calcium ion transport; transmembrane transport. The record is from RefSeq and is a predicted model, not a curated record. The transcript is spliced from 2 exons. Gene Ontology annotation, molecular function: monoatomic ion channel activity. Gene Ontology annotation, cellular component: membrane. The coding region runs from base 50 to 403 and encodes 117 amino acids. NCBI's taxonomy places the organism in Eukaryota, Metazoa, Chordata, Actinopteri, Cypriniformes, Catostomidae.
CAGCUAUAACAGCAACUAGUCCUUCAAACAACUGACCGACUAGUCGAUUAUGGAAAAGGGUAGUUUUGCACAUCCCAUGACAAUGUUGCUCUUUGACCUGACCUACAGAGAGGAGACUCUACUAAACGACAUCAAGAGCAUAACCAGGAACGGCCGCUCAAUCGUUCUGACUGCCGCACUGACUCUAAUCCUGGUCUACCUCUUCUCCAUUGUUGGUUAUAUCAUCUUCAAGGAUGACUUCAUCCUGACCGUGGACAGGAUAUCCAAUAAAGUAAAGUAUGAAAAGUACCAUAUUCAAUGUGGAAGUGGACAAAUCUGUGCCUUUCACUGUAAAGCCAUACCUCCAUGCAGCUGUACCGGUUAUGGGAGGCAUUCUUGUGCAUUGAGAGUUUACACACACUGACCUACUUCUCAAGCUCGUAUUGUGUCUGACUGGAUACAUUCUACCAGAUGGGGUGGGAGGGGAAGUGAGGAUGGGAACUGUCGAGUGGUGCUGGAGGGCUUGGGCAGCCACACCCCUGAUCUGCUGUUACACACACAUUCUGGAAUUCUGGUGGGCCUCUUGUUUGACCUUUACACAUACUGUACAGAGACCUACUGAUAUCUAUGUGCUUUUAAAGAUGGCUUUAAUGGUUGUGACCAUUCUUAAAAGUUCUUAUAAACUGAUUUUUUUCACUGUUAUGAGUGCUGAUAAAGGCAUAGUUCCCCCAAAAAUGAAAUUCUGUAAUUAUUCCCUUGAGUCGUUACAAACACUUACGAAUUUCUUUAUUAUCCUUUAAUCACGUGAGUUUCUCGUGUGCUGACGGACCCCCCCAGCGUGAGUUCAUUAAUGCGUGCUGUAAUUAAAAAAAAAUAAUUCUUACCUUACACUUUAUAACAGAUGCAUUGAAGAACUUUAUAUUAUCAAACAUAUAAUGUGGAUUGCCUAUGCGAUUGCCGACUUUAAGUUCUCACGUUAAAAUUUCCUUGAAAAAUUACUGUAAUUGUUGCUUUUUUCUACCAUAUGCCUUCAAAAGACUUGGAAUAUGAUGCAUGGACUACUUUUAUAAUAACUUUGAAUUAUUUUUUUAAGCUUAAAUGUGUAUCACUAUCAACUGCCAUUGUACUGAAUAGACGGAAUGAGUAAAAUUAUAUGUAAAAUGUAAAUUUUUUUACAUUCAUUUUCUGAAGAAACAUGUUGCUAUUUGGUUGCCCCUAAUAUUCAGAUCAUUGGUCAUUCAAUAUUGACAAAUUCUUAAAACUUUUACAUUUAUUUCCACACUAUUUUGAGAUCACAUGACAAGCUGAAUACUAUUAAUUUUCAUCUUGUAACCCCCCCGUAUUAUAGGACAACUAAUAAAUAGCCGAUAAAUGAAUAAUAGCUGACUGUGAAAAGUGCAUUUCUACAUUGGCAUUGGCAAUAAAAAAACAUUGCUUUUGCAUGAUACUGCAUCCUUGUUUCUAGGUAUCAGUAUACGUCCAAGAUGACUGUUCAGCCAGCACGACAAAAAAUUAUUGUGCGCACCUACUACUGAAAUCUACACUCAAACUGGCAGCCUAUUAUAAACAUAUAUUUGUUUGGAGAUGACGCAGGUAGUCUGCCCAUCAUGUUUUACAACCAUGUUUAUUGCAAGGAUGAUGUUUCAAUAUGGACUAUAUUACUUUUUGUGUGUAUAUAUUUGAGACU